This is a messenger RNA of Candidula unifasciata, 4182 nucleotides long. The record is from the annotation of a GenBank genome assembly. NCBI's taxonomy places the organism in Eukaryota, Metazoa, Mollusca, Gastropoda, Stylommatophora, Geomitridae.
AUGGAUAAUUCAAAUGGCAGGAGAAAAUGGAGCAACGCAGAACCCAACAUUCAGGUUCCUUUAAAUGUUCCAGCAGCUAAAGAAGAGGUGCCUCCACAGUAUGAACAUUAUCUUCACUUGUUGCAGGAGAGAAAUAGAUUGAUGCGGAGGUUGCAGAAGAAGGACAAAAAAGAAAUUGAACUGGAAAAGAAGGAAAAGGGAUUUACACUUUAUUUGAACAGCUCCUUCUCAAGUGAUCAAACCAUUCAGGCCAAAAAGGAUAGACGACAUCACAAAUACAGAUCUAAAACUGCUGAUAACUUACAAGGAUCAAACUUUCCAGGUCUGCAGUUUGGUAAUCAGGCAACAAGCAGAUCUGCAAGCCAAGUCAAGGGGAAAAGAAAAAACUGGUGUAUUGGCUCUGUUGAGUUUACAACAGCAGAUGGGCAGAGGCAGAAAAUAAAACCUCCAGAGCGCCUGACAGGCAAGUAUGCUGAUGACUUUGAAAGCAGCACAGACAGUGAUUGUGACCCUUCCGAACUUAUUUACAGUAUGUCCUCACUGAAUGUUGAUGAUGACCAGUCAACAUCGGUCACCAAUCCACGCAGACACAAGACCAACUAUCUAAAGAAGGUUGUGGCAGCCAAACGAGAAGAGGCUGAAGCAGAAAAUCGUGUUACAAUUAAACUUGAAGAUGUAAAGAAACUUCGUGAAAGCCUUCAAAUGAAUACAAAUCUACGACAAAGCUUGGCUAUGGAAGUUGAUUCUGAAUUUGAAGAGGAGAUAACAGAAGAAAUAGUUCAGGAUGACUCGGAUGAAGGGAGAGUUUCCCCAGUUGUUGAAGAAAUUGAGGAAGAGAUUUCAAGCGAGGAUGAUAACAGGGAGAGAGAAGAGCAUACCAUCAAGCCACUGGAUGUCUUGAAGCCUGGAAACACACUUGUUUUGGAGUUUCAAUCUUUGCCACGCAACAAUGCCAGCAAAACUUCCCGUCCACUUUCUGCAAAUGUGAGAAACUCAAAUAGUAGAACAGACCCCAAAGAGGAGGCGUCUGCUGUGAUCAAAGCUUUACAAGAGGAAAACAAGAAGGUGGAGCUGUUUUCUAGGUCUUCAAGUUCUAGACCUCUGCCACAGCCUAAGAGUAUACCUGGAGUUCCUAGAGCUUUGCCCUCUCCUUCUAAAGAAAGCACUAAAUUGCUCACCCCCAUGAAGUCUUCAUCAAAUCCAGAUCAAGCUAGAUCAGACAACCCUGCAGUAGAAAGCAAGCUUCCGUCUGCUGGGGAUGACAACUCGAACAUCACUGCAGUAAUAGAGAGAGUUCUGAAAAUGAAUCCUAGACAACAGAAACAGUUGCUGCAGACAUUAAACCAUAUUGAUGUUGACGAGAAGAGUAUUGAUCUAAGCAAAGCUUCCAGACAGCUGAAUUCAGUUGCCAACAGCUGGGCUUUGAGAUCACCAGUUACUGAUCAUUUUGAGGUGACCUUAGAAAUCUUAUCCAACUGGGGCCACCCUUCUCUUGUUGGUCUGACGGAGCUGGAGUUCUUUGACCAGUCAGGACGCCUUAUUCCUAUUAAAUCUUCAGAUGUGUCCGUACAUGGAGCCAGGAGCAGCACAAACAAAGUAGACGUUAUUUUCAAUGGAAAGUCGAAGACUACAAGAGAAAGAAAUAUGUGGAGCUGUUUAUUCGAUGGUCGACCGGUUGAAUUUUCUAUUCAGAUAGUUAAUCCCCAUCCUGGUAAACAGUUUCACCUAGGUUCUGUCAAAGUUUGGAAUUGGAAUAACAAGAUCAGUAAUCUGGACAUUGGUGCUCGUGAAAUUAAAAUUGUCCUUGGUGGGGAACUGCUGUUUCAUGGUGAAGUGGACAAAGGAUGUGGAAAUCAAGUUUUUGACUAUAGCAAACACAUUACAUUCUCACAUUUGGACAAGACAAAUAUCUCUCCUGCAAAGAAACCCGUGACAAAGUCUGGGCUUUCGCUCAACCUUAGCAAUGCUGUGGAGUCAAGUAAUGUUUGUCAAAGUCCUCGUGGACCUGGUAGACAAUUGCCGAAUCUCAUGUCUCCAACGGAAGCACAGAAAUCUCCAGCCACGGAGGAGAAUCAGAGAGUGACUUCUUCCAGAAGCCAUCAUAGCUUCAGGAGCAUCUCACGCUCGUCUCAGUCCUCGGCUUCUUCCUCAGGUUCAGCUAAAGUGAAAGGUCAAACUGAUGGCAGGGGAGAGGAAGGACAAGCAGAUGGUCAGUUCCGAAGUGAAACUCGUACUUUGAACUAUUCAACCAUAUUUGCGGCACAGAGUUCAAAUAAAUCAGUGCCAACAAGUCCUGAAGUCAGUGUGACUGACUCUGAUCUGUCUAAAAUACCAGAAAAGAAGAGAGCACAAACCCCUAAGAAGACCAACAGUAUAGCAGCUAGACUAAGUGGGAAAUCAGUGGAAACUGAAAGCUCUUCAAAAUCUAAUACAGACAGCUAUGAGUCCAAACCGCCACUACCACCUACUGAGAAGUCUAAUGAAAAGAUCAGUUCCUCAUCACGUUCUGUUGACAGAUCAUCAAACAUGACCAAAUCAAAACUCUCACCAAAAUCAUCCCGAUCAGAGCCUCACAUGUCACCACAGCCCAACUCAACAUCUGCAAACACCAGCCUGGCAAACAGUUUACUGGUUAAAAGUCAAGACACAAAGAUAAAAGUUGAGCAGGACCGAUCUCUUGUGGACAAGAUAAAAACAAUGGGUCAAAGUGAGAAUAAAAGAAAGAAAGACAUACCACGAUGGCUGAAAGGGGAUGAAACAGCUGAUUUACCUGAAAAUGAGAGCGGUAGAAAGUCCACAUCUGGGUUAUUGAGAAGGGCAGGAGGGAAGGUGGAGGAUGAGGCAAUUCAGAAACAGUUGGAUGAAGAGCUGGAGAGAUUCUCACAGUCUAGGGCCAGGUGGAGGAGUAGAGAUGAAAACCUGGAGGAAUCAUGGGGCUCUCUUUCCUUCUUCAACAAGUCCCACAGAGGCAGAGUAUCUGUUGAUAUUGCAGACGAUGAACUUGAGGAAUAUUUAAGUGUGUCCAGAAAGCCACCCCCAGAAAUUGCAGACAGUGCACCUAAAGUGUCUUCUCUGUCCAAUGAUGACUGGUUGGAUGAUGAUUCAGAGUUCACUAUCCCUGAGCUACCAUAUGGAAGAGAACUGGUUAUUAACAUCAAAACUACCUGGGGAGAUCACCAUUAUGUUGGUCUCACUGGCUUAGAGCUUUUCUCAAAUCUGGGAGAAAAAGUACCAGUUGCCAAGAUUUGGGCAAAUCCUAGUGACAUUAACAUCCUACCAGAGUACAACAAAGACCCUCGUGUGGUCACCAAUAUCAUUGAUCAGGUCAACCGUACCCGAGAUGAUGUCCACAUGUGGCUAGCCCCGUUUAACCCAGGAAAGGAUCAUUUCAUCUACAUCACUUUUGUCAAGCCUUGCAAGCUUGCGCUGAUGAGGAUUUGGAAUUACAACAAGUCACGCAUUCAUUCAUACCGUGGGGCUAAAGAUGUCAUCAUCACCCUUGAUGGCACAGAAAUCUUUAAAGGAGAAAUUGCUAGAGCUUGUGGAGGAAUCGAAGGAGGCACAGAAGCUUUUGGCGAUACUAUCCUGUUUACCACUGAUGAGAAUAUACUUGAGGCGGUAUCACAAAAUGAUGAUGCUUUUGAGUGUAACAUGCCAGGUGAUGAUGAGGAGGAUGUUCCUUUUGAAAGACCCAGCACAGCGAAUGCGGAAGAUGAAACACGACCAUUUACCAGAGCUGCAGGUUUGCUGGGAUCUGAGAAGAAGAACAAUAUCUCACAUGCAGCUAACUUGAAUUUUGUGACUUCUGUUGGAGACGUGCUGGUGUAUAAAACUAAUAAACUGCAACUCAUUUUUACGGCAACAUGGGGUGACCUUCAUUAUUUAGGCCUCACUGGCUUAGAGAUUGUUGGUAGUGAAGGGGAGACAAUCCCUCUGACACAGAGUAUGGUUACUGCUUCGCCAAAAGACUUGAGGCAUCUGGCAGGCAAUGACAAAGAUGAUCGUACUUUGGAGAAGUUGUUAGAUGGUGUUAACAUCACCUGCCUGGACUCCCACAUGUGGCUGAUUCCCUUCACAAAAGGUGGUAGCCACACAGUCACUGUCACAUUCCCCCAGCAAACACUGGUGACUGCAGUCAGGAUCUGGAAUUAUAACAAAAGUCCUGAGGAUACGUACAGAGGG